Camarhynchus parvulus is the source of this 2802-nucleotide messenger RNA. RefSeq names its product chromosome 15 C12orf43 homolog (gene C15H12orf43). The record is from RefSeq and is a predicted model, not a curated record. The transcript is spliced from 6 exons. The coding region runs from base 1182 to 2084 and encodes 300 amino acids. Lineage: Eukaryota; Metazoa; Chordata; Aves; Passeriformes; Thraupidae. Gene Ontology annotation, biological process: Spemann organizer formation; Wnt signaling pathway; negative regulation of Wnt signaling pathway.
CGGGGGCCGCGGGCGGCGACACCCGCCCGCCGCGCCCCUCCUCAGCCCCGGCCCCAUGGGCUCUCGUUACCUCGGGUUCCUCCGGGGCGAACGGGCCGCGCUGCUCGGCCCCGCCGCGACCCCCGGCUCUGCGGGCGUGGGCGCCUCUGCUGCCCGGAGCGGUGCGGGCCGCGUCCAAACGGCGGCCGCGGGGACUGCGAGAGGUUCGUAGAGAAUGCUCGGCCCGAGCAGGAAGGGAGAACAGAAAAGGAACGACGGAAAAGGAAGGAAGGACGGAAAGGGAAGGAAGGAAGUUUGAGGGAAACAAAUUGUUGACUUACGAGUGUAGAGGCCUAAGGAUCUGAGCUGAGAAGCAGAUUCAGGAUGGAAAGAAUCUGAGCUGAGAAACUCCAGGAUGGAAACAGAGAGCUUGAUAAGGGUAUUUCGAGCUUGAUGAAGGUAUUUAUACAGUCGUGAGAAACCAAAGUAACAGAGGGACCAAAGCAAGGGAGAGGAGGUGACGUGCCCGAGAAGGCACUUCUGGAGGGUUUGUCCCAGCUCUGAGGACUCCAAGGUACAAGACAGCCCAAAAUUGCUUGGUUUUUUACACAGUGGAGAAUGGGUGAAUCCUAAACCCAAGGUCUUCCUCUAAGGAGGUGAGUUUCAUGAGGGAACAGUGAAGAAACAAAGAGAAGAGCCCAAGGAUAUUGUUAGUGGCCUGUCUGCUGCCAGGCAGCCUGAGCCUGCACAGCUCUGGUGGGAAGGUUGGAAGGUGCAAACCGGGAAGUGUCCAGCAGGACAAAAACAUUUAUACAGAGUCUUCUUCCUGCUUUCAGCACCAUGCAGGCUUGGCAAAACCCACAGCAAAAUGGUUAUCCAGAAGCCCACCUGGAAUCACCAAACGUGCUGUUGUAUCACACCAGAAAAUUUCAAGUUGAGAUGAAAAUGUAGCACGUAAUGUGACAGUGCUGAUGGCAUGAGGAGCACACAAAGCAGUUCUACCUGCAGUGAAAAUCUCCAAGAAAGCAGCUCUCUCGUUUUCAGCCUGUCAGCAAAGCAUCAGGGUUGGGCACAGCUUCUACAUCCAGCAAAAAUGUUCAUGUCAGUGUAGUAACUGAUUAGAAAGUUACCAGGGCCCCAAGGACACGAACCGUGUCCUCCAGAAGCUGAUUAAAACAAGGAUGAGUUUGUGAAAGUCGGUUAUGGGAGCCGUGUCGGACUACAGCUCCCGGCAUGCCAUGCGGCCGGACUACAGCUCCCAGCAUGCGCCGCGGCCGGACCUUAGCGCCCAGCGUGUCCCGCGCUUGCAAGAUGGCGGCGCCCAGGAGCCGCUCGGGCCCGACACCGACAGCGACAGCGGCUCGGACUCGGACAGCGGCGGGGAAGCGGCCGCGCGGUUCCGGGAGGCUGCCUGGGACUGCCCCGCGCUGGCGGCGGCGCGGGCGGAGCCGCGCAGCGGGGGCUUUAGAAAGGAUCGGUUGCCGCCUAAAGAUCAGCCAAGCCUGAGGCGUGAGGCAAUCAGCCGCCAGGAGGGUGACAAUGAGCUCCAGACAACUCCAGAGUUCAGAGCACACGUGGCAAAGAAACUGGGAACCAUGCUAGACAGUUUCAUCACUGUCUUGAAGGACUCAUCAGGCCCAUCACAGACUCCAUUGGCACAGUCUGACUCUGAGGAUGAUGGUUUUCGCCUCUUCUCUUCCUCUGUCCCUGGAGACUGUGGCAAACCAGAGCCUUGCCCUGCAGCGAGGAGGAGGAGGCCAGUUAGCUCCAGUGACACAGACAGUGACCAAGAGUGGCAGAGGUGCCAGGAGGCUGCCGUGUCAGCUGCAGAUAUCCUGAAGCAAAGUGCUUUCCCUGCAUUGUCCCAGGAUCAGAGUCAGGGCUCUGUAAAGCCCAACCAGAAAAAGAAGAAGAAGAAAAUUAGGAAAGAGAAUAAUAUUCAAGAGAAAAUAAUAGAUCCAGCAGAGCGUGACCAGAUCUGCAAAGAUUUGCCUCGGUUGGUGUCUGCAAAUGGCCAGCAGGAGAGGCAGAACAGCAACCACAGAGAGAACUCUGUGCUGCCAGGAGCUGUGAAGAAGAAAAAGAAGAAGAAGAAAAAAGAAUGAUGAUUUUGCUCUGCAAACAGCAGGUGGUUGUGAUGGGUGAAGGAAACUGAAAGAAAACCUAACAACAGGAGUUGCUGCAGAUGAGGGAAAAUUAAUUGGCAGAGCAUCUGUUCUGAAAGCUCAGUGGCCUGAGAGACUAAUUAAGGGACUUCCUGUGCUCCUGGUGUCCCUGAGGAAGGGAACAUUGUUCUCCUCACACAGCAGUUGGCUGUGCUGCUGCUUAUGCAGGCCCAAUCUAAAAGGAUUAAAUGCUGUGCCAGACGUGCAUGGCAGAGGGAUGUGAUCAGAGCUGCAUUCCUCCUGCUCUGUCCCUUCACAUCUGAAACCCUUCUGCAGAAAGUGCAUGAUGAAUUGAAUUUGGUUUACAUGGCAACAGGUGAUCAACUGCAUUUUCUCUUGGCCUCCUUGUAGACUACUAAGAAUAGCUCCAGCCUUGGGAGGCUCAUUUAUCAAAAGCAUUCUGUCAGAAAUCAGGGCUCCUUAUUUUUUCCCUGCAAACAUCAUAACAAUCUGUUUUUGAAACCUGCUGUGUUGCUAAUCCCUCUGCAAUCUGCACCUCUCCAGGGCUCCUGCACAUAGACAUUGUGUGGUGAGCUGAUUUCAGGGUUGGUGUAAAUGCAUCCUACUGUUCCACUUGUCUCUGUUGAUUUUGUUUUCAUGUAUAGGGUUUUUUAUGGCAUCUGUUUUUAUUAAAUUUUACUACACUCUUGGACCUACU